Molecule: messenger RNA, 2361 nt
Organism: Neurospora crassa OR74A
Lineage: Eukaryota; Fungi; Ascomycota; Sordariomycetes; Sordariales; Sordariaceae
Product: glyoxalase
Exons: 4
Coding region: 562-1806 (414 amino acids)
Biological process (GO): L-methylmalonyl-CoA metabolic process
Cellular component (GO): mitochondrion
Molecular function (GO): methylmalonyl-CoA epimerase activity
Source: RefSeq, a predicted model, not a curated record
CAAUGGCCUUUCAUUCGUAUCAGCCGAGUGGCUGUCCGCGGUUCGUCUGAUGAUAAUGCUGCUAGCAGCUUUCGCCCCUUUCCCGCUUCUCCUGACUCCAAUUGCCCAGUGCGUCCGACAUGCUAUGACUUAUGUCCAGACAUGCAAGCAAUGACAUGCCGUCGAACUGCUUCACCCGCCACAAAUCAGCCUGGAGUUGCAGAGCUGCUAUCAGAAAUGCUUCCGGGGUUGAAGCCCUUUCAUGGUUCGACAAGACCAAUAUUUAAGAUUAUCCGGCACCCGCCAUUGGACGAUCGCGCUCUCCGUCGUCAGCAGGGACAUUCACCGCGUGAGAGAUACGGCCUGUACUACGGUACACAACAUUAAGCUAGCAUCGUGGAGUACAGAAUGUCUUGGUGGCAUUGACCGAUCUUCAACUGCCGUCCGUCACUGCUGGUACCGCAUCUGAAUUUACCCCACCGCGAAAUCGAUUCCGCGUGAACACCAACAGCGCAACUGUGAGCAGGUGAGGUUGUCUUUACAGAAUCCAUGGGGGACACAGCAUCCAUUGUGGGCUGAUCGAUGAUCGCCGGGUACUCCUACCACAGGUCUGUCCCGAGUCUUGGUGUCGGCUCCCAGAUCAAAGCCCGUAGCUUCAUUCUUCUUAUACGCACCACGAGUCCCCUCUUUGGGGUUUCACCGUCGUAUCUUCAUCCCUCCUUUCCUCCAAAGUCCAGCCUCAUUAUCAAAUUGUCAAGCUUCAUCGUGACUUUCAACAUCGCAGACGUUAUUACCCAAACCGAAUCUCUCCUAUACCUAUAUUCUCAUAAUCGCAGUGAUAUCAUGGCUUCCGGACUCUCGGCCACGCCGCUCAAGAAGAUCAACUUGGUGCGCAUCGCCCAUGUGUAUUAUAAGCACAAGAACAUCAACGAAGCCAAGAGAUUUGCCGAGGACUUCGGCUUCGCGCAAACUGCCGAGGUUGGCAAGAAGACAUACUACCGCGGUUAUGGCACCGAGCCCUUCGUUAUUUGCCUCGAGGCAUCGAAUGAGGACGAGUUUGGUGGCGCAGCCUUCGUCGUCGAAUCCAUGGAGGACCUGAUGCAAGCGGCCAAGACACUUCCCAACGAAUGUAAAGCCACCGAGAUAUACGACCUUUCAGAUGCCCCUGGUGGUGGAAAAUGUGUCACAUUUUAUGACCCUGUCGACGGGUUCCCCUUCCAUCUUGUCUACGGCCAAACGCCGGUGGAGGCGCGAGAUGUUGACUUCCCCAUUGUGCGGUUCAACUUUCCUAAGGAGAAGAAUCGCGGAGCCAACGAGUUCCAACGCUUCAAGAAGCGACCAGCACCAGUGCAUAAGCUGGGCCACUUUGGCGUGUGUGUAACCGACUUUGCCAAGUGCUACGACUUCUACACCAAAUACUUCAACUUCUUCCCCAGUGAGCUUGUCCACAACGAUGAAGGCGUCAACAAGACUGUCUUUUUCAGACUCAACCGCGGAAACGACCUUGUGGACCACCACUGCUUCUUCUUCUUUGAAGGUCCCAAGAUGCACGUCCACCACUCGUCCUUCGAGACGCACGACUUUGACACUCAGGUGCUCGGCCACGACUGGCUCCGCCAUCAAGGUUACAAGAACUGUUGGGGUGUUGGACGACACGUGAUGGGCAGCCAGAUUUUUGAUUACUGGUUCGACCCAUCCGGUUUUAUUCUCGAACACUACGUGGACGGUGAUCUCCUCGACAUGAGAGAGCCCACGCAUAAUACAAAGGCAGCUCCAGAUAACCUGCACGUGUGGGGCCCCGAGGUCCCAGCCACUUUCCUGCAGUGAGCCCUUGAAUUCGUAUAGGCGAGCGAUAUCUGACCAAGGCCCUUCGACGGUGUCUAUAAAGUACACGAGUCAAAGCCCCCGAGCCUCUUAAAGUGUCAACUAAUAUAUAAUGGACGCGUUUGUCAAACAUCACACAUUUGAGAUACUCUGUAUAGCUCUCCACUAUGACGACUGAUAUGGUUGAAACCUGACCCAGAAGAUCCAUUCACCGGGUACAUGUCUCGGGCAGGUUCUCCACGGAACGGAGCGAAGCGCCAACGUGGGUAAUUUCGGAGGAACAGCGAACCUUGUGAUCACACGAGUUACAAUAUCUAGGAACAGGCCACGAUUGACAUUGCGACCACAUCAUGUUCGAGUCGCCAGUUUAGGGAAUAUCCUCCAGAAAGUGCAGUUGCGAACUACGGGUUACUAACAAACACCGAUGAUGCGGUAAGGUCAUUUUGCAAAUAAGAUCUGCACCGGGGAUUAGUAAUAGAAAGGAAGAGAAGAAAAAGAAAGAAAGAAAGAAGAGAAAGAAGAGGAAAUACAUAGCAAUAACUCCCAGACAUCGCAUAC